Messenger RNA from Gastrolobium bilobum, 1734 nucleotides. Its product is annotated as neutral ceramidase 2-like. The transcript has 8 exons. Bases 1 to 1734 code for a protein of 577 amino acids. NCBI's taxonomy places the organism in Eukaryota, Viridiplantae, Streptophyta, Magnoliopsida, Fabales, Fabaceae. Gene Ontology annotation, cellular component: extracellular region. The record is from RefSeq and is a predicted model, not a curated record. Gene Ontology annotation, molecular function: N-acylsphingosine amidohydrolase activity. Gene Ontology annotation, biological process: sphingosine biosynthetic process; ceramide catabolic process; long-chain fatty acid biosynthetic process.
AUGGGGCGAAAUCCUACUAUUGUUGCUUUGGGUUUGGUAUGUGCUUGGAGUUGGAUGCAAACCAUAUAUGGUGAGUACUUAAUUGGAAUGGGAAGCUAUGACAUGACUGGUCCUGCUGCUGAUGUGAACAUGAUGGGUUAUGCCAACUUUGAACAGAACACAGCUGGUAUUCAUUUCAGGCUAAGAGCUAGAACUUUCAUUGUGGCUGAGAACCUUCAAGGCCCUAGGUUUGUUUUUGUCAAUCUUGAUGCGGGAAUGGCAUCGCAGCUUCUAACUAUUAAGGUUCUUGAGAGACUUAAUUUAAGGUUUGGAAAUUUGUAUACUGAAGAAAAUGUAGCGAUUAGUGGGAUUCAUACACAUGCUGGCCCUGGCGGUUAUCUGCAGUACAUGGUUUACUCUGUGACUUCUCUGGGUUUCGUGAAACAAUCCUUUGAUGCCAUUGCUAACGCAAUAGAACAAAGUAUUAUUCAAGCUCAUAGCAACCUCAAGCCUGGUUCCAUUUUUAUGAAUAUAGGAGAUGUGAAGGAAGCAGGUAUAAACAGGAGUGCAAGUGCAUAUAAGUACCCAGAUGAAAUAUUAAGCACAAUGAUCAUAAGUGAUAGGCAAUUCAGAACUGCUGUGGAACUGUUGGGAUCUGCUUCAGAGGAACUGACAGGGAAGAUUGAUUAUCGCCAUGUGUAUCUCAACUUUACAGACAUCGAAGUUGAAUUGGACAGCAACAAGGUGGUUAAAACCUGUCCUGCAGCUCUUGGUCCUGGUUUUGCAGCAGGCACUACAGAUGGGCCAGGUGCUUUUGGGUUUCAACAAGGUGAUACAGAGAUUAAUCCGUUUUGGAAAACUACGAGGGAUUUGCUGAAAAAACCAAGUCAAUAUCAAGUGGACUGUCAAAAACCAAAGCAAGUUUUGUUGAGCACUGGAGAAAUGUUUGAUCCUUAUCCUUGGGCGCCGGCAAUUCUUCCAAUUCAAAUGCUGAGGUUGGGAAAAUUGAUCAUUCUUUCUGUACCUGGAGAGUUCACAACAAUGGCGGGCAGAAGGCUAAGAGAGGCAGUGAAGGAGACAUUAAUAUCUAGCAGCAAUAGAGAAUUCAAUGAUGAAACACAUGUUGUUAUUGCAGGACUGACAAAUACUUACUCACAAUAUAUUGCGACUUUUGAAGAAUACCAGCACCAACGGUAUGAGGCUGCUUCAACACUCUAUGGUCCUCACACAUUAUCUGCAUACAUCCAAGAAUUUAAGAAACUAGCACAAGCAAUGGGUAAAGGGGAAAAAAUCAUUGGAAAAGGUCCUUUGCCACCUGAUCUUUCAUCUGUACAACUAAGCCUCUUACUUGGUCCCUUUGGAGACUCAACUCCAGACGGCAUCAAAUUUGGUGACAUAAAGGAAGAUAUAGCCUUUCCAGCAAGGGACUAUUUUACCAAAGGAGAUAGACCAAGUGCUACAUUCUGGAGUGCCAAUCCAAGAAAUGACCUUCUAACAGAAGGCACAUUUGCUGCAGUGGAGAUGCUUCAAGGGGAAAGGUGGAUUGCUACUUAUGAUGAUGAUGAUUUAAGCUUGUUUUUCAAGUGGAAAGUAGAUAAUAGUUCCUUGCAUGGCUUAGCUACCAUAGAAUGGGAAAUACCAAAUGAUGCUAUUUCUGGAGUAUACAGACUAAAACACUUUGGAGCAUCAAAGAUCACCAUCGCCUCCCCAAUUAAAUACUUUACUGGUGCUUCAAGUGCAUUUGCAGUGCAAUAG